Acaulospora morrowiae is the source of this 432-nucleotide messenger RNA. The record is from the annotation of a GenBank genome assembly. Lineage: Eukaryota; Fungi; Glomeromycota; Glomeromycetes; Diversisporales; Acaulosporaceae.
AUGUCUAAUAUAUUGGAAGCUGCGCUUUUUGCCACGUUUCGGCGCAGUUGGAAGCUGCGGUUUUUCCUUAAUUUAUUCUACGGGCUUCAAGCUAAUUCUAUAGUAAAUUCACUCGAAAAUUUAGAAAUGGCAGUUCGCGCGCAAUUUGAAAAUAGUAACGAUAUCGGCGUCUUUGCCCGUCUUACUAACUCUUACUGUUUAGUUGCUAUCGGCGGUUCCGAAAAUUUUUAUAGCGUCUUUGAAGGAGAAUUAGGUGAUAUAAUUCCAGUAGUACACGCUUCUAUAGCUGGUACUAGAAUCAUUGGUCGUUUAACUGCCGGACUUCUUGUUCCAAAUACGACAACUGAUCAAGAACUUGAUCACCUACGCAACUCUCUUCCCGAUUCCGUCAAAAUACAACGUGUAGAAGAGAGGUUAUCUGCCCUAGGGAAC